Molecule: messenger RNA, 1821 nt
Organism: Python bivittatus (Burmese python)
Lineage: Eukaryota; Metazoa; Chordata; Lepidosauria; Squamata; Pythonidae
Source: RefSeq, a predicted model, not a curated record
UAUGGCUGCCUCCUUGGUGUGCUGCUGAGGGGAAUUUGGCUCUCCGGGACAUUUUCCUUCAGCUUCCCCAACCCCGCUAUCUGGGGAACUUGUCCGCGAAGAGGAGCUACCAGCUGCCCGAGUCGGGGAACAUGAUGGGUCGGAUUGGGCGCCCAUCGUUGCAGCCGCGCAGAAAGCCGGCACCUCCGCGGGGGUAGGACGAUUACUCCCCUCUGGCUGCACGCUGUCGAAAACGGGCCCAGGAGGGAGAGUCUAUCUCAUCGUCUGGUCCAGAGUGAUCCCAAGGGGUGAUCUUGUCGGGGGCGAGCUGCUUUCUCCUGCCUACUUACUAAGAAUAGAUACAGCCAAGCCUGGAACAGAGAGGUGCCUACGGCCAAAUGGUUCCUUUCCUUAUUUUUCGCUAGUUCUGCCUUAAACGGGAGAUCAAAGUGCAGCCUCUCCUUUGUAGCUGUACUUUGAAAAGAAUCCUGCGCUCAGAUUCUUCGCGUCUUAAUCCAGAGCAAAGAUCGAUUUAUUGAAGUUCAGUGUAUUCUAACAUCCCAUCAAAACAACAAAACGAAAUCCCUGUCUUAACGAGAUUAUAUGUUGAACAGCACUACCACAGUUGCUUGACAAGUGAUCAUUUAUUUGACUCUCCAACUUGGAUAGAACUGAUUUCUCAACUCCUGCUUUGCCUGCAAUUUUUCUACAGUAUGUAGCACAAGGCAUCAACUUUAUUCUGAACAAGAGAGCCAAGUGUGGUAUCACUGCGGCUUUUAUACUUUAUCUGUGAUUCAAGUGCUCUGCUACAUAGCUAGUUGCAAGCCAUGUUUUCUGUCUAAAAUACUUUUGGACUUAUCAUAUCAAACUUUGUUUCAAGUACGUAUUGCCUGAUAGUCUUCUCCUAAACUAAAUCAUUGUAUUGUGGGCAAGAACUUUUUCAAUAAAGAGAGUUAUCUGUGGUCACCCUAUAUCUCUUGAAUAUUGAGAUAAUACUGUCCUAUACCUGAAGGAUAAAAAACAUCCAUAUGCACAUCUGUGACUCAUUGUUUCAUCUAGACAGCAAUAAACCAUUGACUGCCAGAUAACUGUCCCUUAUAUAGUGAUUAUAUUACUCCCUGAGAUUACCCAUUCUGUAGAGGAAUUCCCCAGCUGCUGUGCAGGGAGCAUUGUCAUACAGUUUAACAGUAACAUUCAUACAUCUAUUUUUGAAAAGAGUAUCUUCUCAUAAAAUUUAAAUCUUAAACAGUAAUUACUAGAUUUUCUUGUUACCCAGUAACAUUUUCUUGGAGUAGUGAUUUUUCUCCACUGGUUACUUUGAUCUCUACCCUUUUGAUGGAGUCUGAUAUGCUGCAGUCACCCCUCCUGGGCCUUGGAGAAGAAGAUGAGUCAGAUAUGACGGACUGGAAUUUGCCUUUGGCCUUCAUGAAGAAGAGGCACUGUGAGAAAAUUGAGGGCUCCAAGUCACUGGCUCAGAGUUGGCGGAUGAAAGAUCGGAUGAAGACUGUUAGUGUUGCCUUAGUACUGUGCCUGAAUGUUGGUGUAGAUCCACCUGAUGUGGUAAAGACAACUCCAUGUGCUCGUCUUGAAUGCUGGAUAGAUCCUCUGUCAAUGGGUCCACAGAAAGCUCUAGAAACCAUUGGUGCAAAUUUGCAAAAACAGUAUGAAAAUUGGCAACCAAGGGCCCGGUACAAACAGAGCCUGGAUCCUACAGUAGAUGAAGUUAAGAAACUGUGUACUUCAUUGCGUCGAAAUGCCAAAGAAGAGAGAGUCCUUUUCCACUACAAUGGACAUGGUGUCCCCAGGCCAACAGUGAAUGGAGAAAUUUGGGUCUUUAACAAG